Molecule: messenger RNA, 1565 nt
Organism: Solea senegalensis (Senegalese sole)
Lineage: Eukaryota; Metazoa; Chordata; Actinopteri; Pleuronectiformes; Soleidae
Gene: nfkbiab
Product: nuclear factor of kappa light polypeptide gene enhancer in B-cells inhibitor, alpha b
Exons: 6
Coding region: 80-1036 (318 amino acids)
Molecular function (GO): protein binding
Source: RefSeq, a predicted model, not a curated record
UCCGUCAGAAACUGCUGCUGCACAGCACGGUCCGCAGUCAAACGCACCCCGACACCGACAACACCACACGAACACAAACAUGGACCUGCACCGGACAACUUUACUCAACCAAAUGGAUUACAACCGAGAUUCUAAAGACGAGAAGGCGGCGCAGUCGACAGAGGAGCGGCUCGACAGCGGCCUGGACUCCCUGAAGGAGGAGGAGUACCAGGCUGUGGCGGACGAGAUCCGCCAGCUCCACUUGAGCCUCGAGCCGCCGAAUCACCAACAUCCACCCGCUGCAGUCGAGGAGCAGCCGGAGUGGAAAACACAGACCACGGAGGACGGAGACACACUACUUCAUCUGGCCGUCAUCCAUGAAGCCAAAGAUUACAUCAGAUCUAUGGUUGAUGUGUCCAGGAACACAGACUUCCUGGACAGACAGAAUGACCUGAGACAGACUGCUCUCCACUUAGCGGUAAUAACGAACCAGGCUGACGUGUGUCAGCACCUGCUGGCGUCCGGCUGCGACCCCACGAUGGUGGACAACAGGGGGGACACGCCUCUUCACAUCGCCUGUCGUCAUGGCAACCUGCUGUGCUUCAGCGUCCUCACGCAGUACUCUCGCACUCAGCACCUACACACGGCGAUGGCGGCAUACAACUACGAUGGUCAGAACUGCCUCCAUCUCGCCUCAGUUCAUGGUUUCCUGUCACUGGUGGAGAACAUGGUUGAGCUUGGAGCUGACAUCAACUCAAAGGAGCAGCAUAAUGGCCGCAGUGCACUGCACCUGGCUGUGGAUCAGCAGAACCUCUCGCUGGUCCAACUGCUGCUGAAAAAGGGAGCGGACGCCAACCUCCUGACCUCGGGAGGCCACUCCCCCUACCACCUCACCUACGGCUACAGCAGCUUUGACAUCAGGCAGGAGCUGUACUCGCGGACCAACCCUGCACUGAGGGAUCUACCUGACAGUGAAUCAGACGACAGCGAGGAAGAGGAGGACGACAAGUCUGACGAGGAGGUGGGUUAUGAUGACAUUCACUGGAAUGGACAUUAGCAGGAAACGAGAGACGCGGGGGAAGUUACAGAGGAACGAGGCUGUGAUGAUGGCAGUGAAGGACUGAAGGAAUGGCUCGGCUCGUCUGCUGCCCUCUGGAACGAUGUCACGGCAGCCCGGUGGCGGCGUGGGUGACGCGGAGCGGGCGUUAAACCGCUGACAAAAAAAAAAGGACAGACGGGCAGCUGCAAAAGGGCAAAGAUGGAGACCGGUGGCCAAAGAAACCCUGCGAGGACUGCAGGCUGCAGGAGAGCAAACGGCAAGGUGUGAACUGACACUUUAGCGCGUGACGGCUUUGCGACACGAUGAGAGGAUGGCUUGUGUUCUGCGAACAUUGUUAUCACAAACGACAGCAACCACACAGAUGAACCGUGCAACAGCUCUGUUGUGUGAUAUUGUAAAUGCUGUGUAUACUGAGAUGUAUUUUUUAUGGAAUCUGUGAAUCUGUACAGUUUGAGUAGGUUGUAAAUGUCAGACAGCAAACAGCGCAGCAAACUCCAGUUAAAUUAAAAGACGCAUAUUUAACAGA